UGUUGUAGAGGUUCUUCAUCAGCUGCUGUUUAACUGCUUAAUGGUUCAUGGGCAUCCUCAGUCAGACACACCUGAGAACAAACUUCCUUGGCGGAUACUUAGUGUCAUCACAAAACAUAGCUACCACAAGUUCUUUAAGAAAGCUCUACAUGUUUGGUCCAAAUCAGUUUAUUUAAGGCCUCAGAUAAUAACUGUAGCACGAUCUCACAUUGGCAAGGAAUAUAAUGAGGAGGCAUGGACAUUGCUGGCACUGAUUUCAAAUUAUGUCACUGUGAAGGAUGCUACUUUUGCUGUGGACUACUUUGAAGAACACUGUCAAGUCAAUUCAGAGGCAAGAUCAUACACUCUUCUACAAGUAUUAAAAGUGUUAAGCAACAGUAUCAAGCAUAUACCUGGGAAUCGUCGCAGAAGCCUUACAAGAAAACUUUUGGCACCUAUCACAAAUUUCUCUGUUGGUGCAGAGCUCAUAUCCCAUAUGAUGGAUACUAUAACACUUCUCAGCUACAGUCUUCAUGGUGAUGAUGCAGAAGGUCAGAAAGCCAUUGAGAAAUGGGCAGCACCAAUUCUGAAGACUUGUGAUGAACAUCUUAAGUAUGUUUUAUUUGAGAAUUCUGGACCACUGGACAGUAUUGGAGAAGAGAAACUUUUUAGGCAUUUGUUCACCUUGGGAGAAGCAUCUAUGUUGUGCCCACAAAAAGUCAACAAGAGGAUGUUCCUUAUGCUUCAAAGUAUAAUUUUUCACCAGCCUGGAGAUAAGUCUACCCCCACAACUAUUCCUUCCUCACAGACGCAGAGCUCCAACCCACCACAAUUACCUUUACUCCCUCCAUGA
Messenger RNA from Cherax quadricarinatus, 832 nucleotides. Lineage: Eukaryota; Metazoa; Arthropoda; Malacostraca; Decapoda; Parastacidae. The record is from RefSeq and is a predicted model, not a curated record.